Molecule: messenger RNA, 3120 nt
Organism: Macroventuria anomochaeta
Lineage: Eukaryota; Fungi; Ascomycota; Dothideomycetes; Pleosporales; Didymellaceae
Product: DUF1620-domain-containing protein
Exons: 3
Coding region: 27-2840 (937 amino acids)
Biological process (GO): protein folding in endoplasmic reticulum
Cellular component (GO): EMC complex
Molecular function (GO): protein binding
Source: RefSeq, a predicted model, not a curated record
CGCGAUAUCAGCAGCCAUACCCCACGAUGCGUUUACAUGCUGUAUUAGGCCUUGCAGCUUGUCUCGCGCCGGUAUCUGCCAUCUUCGAGGAUGACGCCUAUCACAUCGACUUCCACUAUGCGCUAUUAGGCCUACCCAAGCACGAUACUACCUUCUUCCAGAAGCCGUACGGAGGUUCAAAAGCCUCUCUGCUGUACUCAGUUUCAGAGAACCAGACAAUUGGCGCCAUAAAUCCGAAGGACGGAGCUCUUGUUUGGCGACAGCACCCUGUGUUAGAACCCCGUGGGAAAGGCCACCUAAGGGCAGCAGACGAGCAGGACACAGUCGUCAGCGCUGUAGGAAACCGAGUAACGGCUUGGAGCUCAUCAGACGGCAGGCUGGUAUGGGAGACAAUUGUAGACGGAGCAGUUGUUGAAGACUUAGAGAUUCUGGAGCAGGAAGAUGGCAUCACAAAAGACGAAGCUAAGGACGCCAUUGUUCUGGUGUCUGGUACCAGCCAUGGCGUCAAGAGGCUUGAUGGGAAGACUGGUCGCGUGAAAUGGACAUACGAGGAUACCAGCAGUGACACACCCUUCCAAGUAUCUACCUCGCCUACGACCAUCUACUACAUCUCGCUACAUUCGUCUAUGAUCGGUGCAGGGUCAAAGUUGAAGGUUACUUCUCUGAGCCCUAUCACUGGCAAGAAGCUCGACCAGUACACACUCAGUUCAGACACCGAGAUCACAUCGAGGGACCACAUCGUAUUUGCUGGAGCGAACACAGCAGCACCUAUACUGGCAUGGACAGAUAAGACCAAUAAGGUUCUCAAGGUCAACAUCAUCGGCACGAAGGCUGUGGCAAGCUUCUACACACCAGGAGAGGACCCUAUUGAGAAGGUUGUUCUGCAUGCACCGGGGCACGUUAACUCUCAAGCACACUUUCUUGUUGAGUACCAGACACCUUUCGGACACUCUGCUGAGGUCUACCACGUCGACCUGAAGAAGAACACCGUGUCGAGGGCUUAUACCCUCCCAGAGCUGCAGGUCAGGGGUACCUUUGCUACUAGCACAACGGAUGCCAACGUCUACUUUGUCAGAGUUACUGAAGAUGAAGUUAGCGUGGUUUCUUCGGCAUCGCAUGGCAUCCUUGGUCGCUGGCCUACAACCAGGUCGCCUGCUUUGGCGGGAGGCUACCCUGUACACGCAGUCUCAGAGGUUGUUGUUAAGUCCGGAGCAGCCACUGCCGCCAGGUCAGCUGUACUGUUCUCCAAUGGACAGUGGGCUCUGAUUCGCAACGGUGAAAUCGCCUGGACUAGGCCAGAAUUUCUGUCGCAAGUUUCGUCUGCUGUAUGGGCAGGUUUGCCAGAAGUUGAAGCGCUCGCAGCCGAGCUAGAAGUCGAGCGUCACCAGAAUGUAGUGUCAGCUUACAUUCAUCGGGUGAAGAGGCACGUCCAGGAUCUUGAGCAUUUCCCAGCGUGGGCGCAGAGCCUUCCACAGCGUCUUCUUGGCAGUGUUGUCGGCAAGCCAAAGCAGACUACUGUCGACGACAUUCAGCAGGAUACUUUCGGCUUCCACAAGCUAGUUAUUGUUGCAACCGAGAAGGGUCGUCUUGCGGCGCUUGAUGUGGGCUCUCGUGGUAAGGUGUUGUGGAACAUGCACCUUACGCAGUUCGCCGAUACCAUAUUUGAGUAUCCUACCCUGAAGGCCCACAGUGGCUAUGUCGAGGUCAAGGACCCAAGCUUCGAUGGCUCGUUUUUCAUCAACUCUACUACAGGCGGUCUGGCAUCGUCGGUCAAUCUUCAGAUGCAUGGACCCUUGGUCGCGGAAGGACAGAAGCUCGUGUCCUUUACCUUGACGAAUGGUGUUCUCACAGGAUCUCUCGAAAAUCAGCCAAACAUUGAAUCUGUUUGGACUUUCGAACCUCCGAGCGGUGAGCGCAUAGUUGGUUACGCCUCGCGGCCACUCAAAGAUCCUGUUGCCUCCAUUGGUAAGGUCUUGGGUGACCGAAGAGUGCUCUACAAGUACUUGAACCCUAACCUUGUCCUGGUCACAGCGGUAUCAGAGUCUACUCGUACGGCCUCGGUCUAUCUGUUGGACUCUGCUUCAGGCCAGCUGCUCCACGCCACGUCGCACUCUGACGUGGACACCUCUCGACCCAUUCCCUCCACCAUUUCGGAGAACUGGUUCAGCUAUUCUCUGACCAUUGACUCGACUGCUUCGCCAGAAUCUCGUGGCUACCAGCUCAUCGUCUCUGACCUCUACGAGUCUCCGCUUCCUGACGACAGGGGCCCAUUGGGCGCUUCUUCUAAUUCUUCGACUGUGAAGCCGUCGAGCGCCCAGGGGGAUGCCGCAAAGCCAUACGUGUUGUCGCAAAGCUACCAAAUCGCCGCAGAGAUUUCGCACAUGGCGGUAACCCAGACGAGACAAGGUAUCACUAGCCGGGAGCUAAUUAUCACAAUCCCUUCCACGAACUCUCUUGUUGGUAUUCCCCGCCAGGUCAUUGAUCCACGCCGCCCCAUUGGUCGUGAUCCUACUCCAAACGAACAGGCAGAGGGGCUCACCAGAUAUACCCCUCUGCUCCCUCUCGAUUCGAAGUGGCACCUGACCCACAAGUACGAGGUCUUGGGCAUCAAAGAUGUUAUCACUAGCGAAAGUGGUAUCGAGAGUACAAGCCUGGUCUUUGCUUACGGUCACGAUAUCUUCGGCACACGAGUCGCUCCCAGUUUCGCGUUUGAUAUCCUGGGCAAGGGUUUCAACAAGAUUCAAAUGCUUCUUACCGUAGCUGCAUUGUUUGUCGGCGUUUUGUUCGUUGCUCCGUUGGUCAGGAGAAAGCAAAUCAACACCCUUUGGACGAUACCUUAGAUUCCCAUAGUUCGACGUGAUGCAAGAACCAUGUAUAGAAUUCAAAUAUCAUUUUCGAACAAAGCGAAGGACUGCCCAGGUGUAUAUCAAUCGACCAGCCACCUUGCUCCAUGUACAGGAGGGAUUCUACCCGCGUGUUGUUACCGAACAGCAUGAUGUCAUGCAUCUAGACUAGGUAGACUUUUGGAGAAGUGGAGCUGAUUUCCGACGAAGCUAGCCAUUAUGCCGUGCUAAGUCCGCAUAAACCCUCCUCGUACGAACGGGGAUAUCAACUCUCUAG